UCUGUCGAAGAAAGAGGAGCAAAUCGCAAAUUGCAAGCGGACUCUGUCCCAUCCCACACAGACAGACAGACAGACAGACAGAGCAUCCAAUCCAAUCCCAUGGCUUCCGACGAGAUUCCUCGGCCUCCUCUCAAGCAGAUAAUACUGGGUUCAAAAUCCAUGGCGCGCCGUCAAAUUUUAGCUGAAAUGGGAUACGACUUCACUGUCAUGACUGCAGAUAUUGAUGAGAAAGCUAUCCGGAAGGAGAAUCCCGAAGAACUCGUCGUGGCGUUAGCGGAGGCCAAGGCAGAUGCUAUCAUCUCAAGGCUCCAAAACACAGCACACUCGAAGGAGGAUGCUAAUGCAACACUUCUAAUAACAGCAGAUACAGUGGUGGUGUACGAAGGGACAAUAAGAGAGAAACCUUCUAGUAAGGAUGAAGCACGAGAAUUUAUUCAAGGUUACUCUGGGGGUCAAGCAGCAGUAGUAGGAUCGGUUUGUGUGACCAACCUGAAGACUGGGAUGAGAAAAGUGGGAUGGGACCUGGCAGAGGUAUAUUUUUAUGAGAUUCCAGCUCAGGUCAUUGAUAGCCUGAUUGAUGAGGGAGUCACUCUCAAUGUAGCAGGAGGCUUGAAGCUUGAGCAUCCUCAGACUUUUCCGUUUGUUAAGGAAGUGUUGGGGGCUGCGGAUACUGUAAUGGGACUCUCCAAAGCUCUCACCGAACAGCUUAUUGAGGAAUCUCUCUGACACCCUCUGUCAUCGCCAUCACAAAUCUCGGCAUUUCUUUACAACACACAAAUAUAAGAAAAUUUUGCAACAUCUGAAGUUGCUCGAUUGUAUGCCAAAGGCAAAAGUUAAAAAUAAUUUUACCUGACAGGGAUAUAUACACAUUCGUAUGCCCUGUAAAUGGCAAUUGCCAUUGAGAAUCUGAAUUCUGGAGGAUAACUCUGCAUUUAAUUUUUUUUUUUUAAACAAUUGAAGUUGUAAGUACAAAUUCAUCAGGAUGCUUUUUGCUCAGAAUCAGCCAUUACACCUUGAAGUUCACCACGAUCACUCUAAAACUGACACAAUUUUGAUCCAAAUUACAAAUUUGACUAAAGAAUUUCACUCUAUAUUGAAGUUGACAGGAUCAGAUGGUGAGCAAGUGAACCCAAUGGUUGCUAAUCAAGCAUAUAGAUAUGAGAGGCGAUGUCCUGAACCAACCAAUCAAAUCCCUCGAGAAGACCCCCUCCUGUGUAAGCACUGCAUCCCACAAUAUUCCAGUGCCUGCUCUUGUCCAUUGCUUCCAAAUUCAGCACCUGCAACAAACAAGAUAAACACAAAAAUGAUAGCACAGAUUUAAGAAAAUACAAGGAGGAUCAGCAUGUAUGUCAAUUCAGCAUUUUUCAAGCAUCUUUUGUGCUCCGGAUACCAAAUAUUUGAUGGCAUGGCACAGACGAAGACCUUUGGUCUGAUAGCUUACUUUUGUGAUU
This is a messenger RNA of Punica granatum (pomegranate), 1451 nucleotides long. Lineage: Eukaryota; Viridiplantae; Streptophyta; Magnoliopsida; Myrtales; Lythraceae. The record is from RefSeq and is a predicted model, not a curated record.